AACAGACACAAAAGUAAAUAGCAUAAUCUAAACAACACGAAUUAAAUGAGCAGCAAAACGUUGUUUUAUUAUUCUUUUUUUUAUAUUUUGCGACAGGUAUUUUAGUUUUUGCGGGUUAUUCAAUUGAACAUGACAGCGUUUCUCAUUUGUAUUUGAAUACUAAUUACUUUUCGUUUAUAAACUGAUUGGCUAAGCUAUAUAUGUGUUAAGAUAAUGAAUUAGUACACAUCUACUUUCCGUGUGAUAAGUAACAAAAUUCGCAAAAUUUCGUUUUUAUUGUGCCAUCAACACAACGUGAAAAUCAUCGACUUACAGAAGUACACAUAAAUACCACAGUGUUGUUCUACAUGCAAUAUAAAAUUUCGGUAUAUAUAUAUGUCAACAUGAACAACAAUUGAGUGAUGGAAUACCUAUUAUGUAUAAUACGUGAGAUAAAACCGUCAAAAUAAUGUGACUCAACCCAACGAAACUCAACGUUGAAAUAGACAAUUUUAUCGCGGCUAAUUCCAUUUUUUACUCGGAAAUCAACACCUCAAGUAUCGCCGAAAGAAAAAUGUAGUGGUAGUUCGUUGUAAAUUACUGACCUGCAAUUAAUUAGUGAAAUUUACAAUCAAAAUCGGUCCGGAUUUUGAUUGAACAAAUUUUUUCUGUUGGAACUACUGUUCAACUAAAUUAACAUCAACAAUGUCUGCUACAGCUGGGCUUAUUGUAAUUGGACUGUGGACACUAUUCCAAUCAGCGGCUUACGGAUCUCUGGCUUUAAUGGGAUUAUUCGUACAUAUGUGCCAAUUGGAUAUGAACGGAAGCCGGCUGAGUCAUUUUAUCUACACCGUUUAUUUUCGAGAUCACAAAUGUCAACCAACAGACUGGGACUUUCUUAUUGGUCAACCCGUUCCCAUCACUCCAAUUAUGCCGGACAUCACUGAAGUGGCAUCAAGGACUCAUAUAUUCGCCUUGGUAUAUUUCAUCAUCAGCAUAAUAUGGUUGGUGACGUCACUGAUGAUGUUGGUUGGUACCUGCAUUUCAUGUAUGGGAAGAUGUGGCUAUUAUUUGAUGUUCCAUCCGUGGAUCUAUGCUACCGUAUUGGUUGUCAUUCUGGAUGCCGUAGCAAGUGGUUUUUUCAUUUGGGAUCUCGUUGAAUCAACGUCCUGGUCGUCGUUUUUAAAUCAUUUGGAAGUCAGUAACGCAAGUAGCCUGCCGUCAAUUUCCGAUGAGUAUAUCCUAACGAUUCCAUCUGUAAUAAUGUUGUGCACAGCUGCUCGAUUGUUGAUAUUUUGGGUACUGAACAUUGCCUUCAUUCCCAUUGUACUGUCGUUGGGAAAGAAAGUUGUCUUUGGCGAAAUUAUGAACGCGAAAAGAGAAAGCCUUCAGUUGCAUGCUAGACCAACUUUUGAGCCGGGUAAUCCUCACAACAACAAUCAAAUGGGAUACAUGAUCGGAGCUGGUAUAGUUGGAGACCACGGACAACGUUCACCAAACGAGGUGCAAAAUGACACAAGAAGAUACAAUGAUCCCGUUGGAUACCAGCCGAGCAACAUUCCAGAGUACAAUCGGCCAUCGCAGGUCGUAUAUCCAUUGAAUGCGCGUCGACGCUUAGAACCGUUAAAAGGUCGUGAAUCACCGGUCCGUGACGAUGAUUCAUUAAAUGGAAAUGUUUUCACCGUCGCAGAUAAUGCUAGAAAUUCCAAACUGGAUAAUGUGUACCAGUCGCACGACAAACACAAGCAGAGAACAUCAUCCGCUGAUAAAAUGUCAUAUCUUGGUGAAUACGAACAAAAACGAUUGUCCAUAGAACGACCGCACUUAAAUGGAUCAAAAUCGUCUAAAUUACCGCACGAAUUGAGCAACGAACCAGCGAAGCCAAGAGCAGAUUUGCGCCAUAGUAAUCCGCCCGCAGAGCUUCGAGGCCAAUUGCCCUGGUCAUAUUUUAAGAGUCGAGACGAUGUGUCAGGCCCAAGAAAAACGUUUACUCAAUUGCGAGAAGACGAAGAUGCCCCGCCAGUACCUGUGCCAGAUUACACAUUACACUUUCCGAAAAAAGACCGGCCCAGAACCAGUUCGGUGAACACCGACGAUGGAAAAUGGAACGGACCGGAGGCUCGUUACUAAAUAUUUAAUGUAUGGAUUACGAUUGACGCUUACAAAAUUUUAUAUUCUGCGAUUUUGAAAGUGAUCAUGAGAUUAUUUAAUCAACAAAAUUAUAAUAACAUCAACCAAAAUCAACGCGACCAUGUGUGUACUGCACAUUUUAUUCUUAUGAUGAUAAACCGAACAUUGAAAUUAAAGUAAAAAAAAGGAUUCCAGACUGUAUUUUCCUUGCUACACACAACGCAGUGCUGGUAUUAUGCUUUCUAUCGUUUUUUUUGUGUUGAAUUGUAUGGAACCAGAAGAAAAAAAUCGUUCAAAAGAAACUGAAAUUUUUUCCAUUGUUAUCUUAUCAAUCGUAUACGGAUUAAGACUAAGUGAAAAUAUUUUUAUUUUGUGAUUCGACUGAUAAAAAUCCAAAACCGUUAAAUGUAUUAUAAUCGGAUUAUAUGAAAUGUGUAUCAAAUUAUGCUUCA
Bradysia coprophila is the source of this 2561-nucleotide messenger RNA. RefSeq lists its product as uncharacterized. The record is from RefSeq and is a predicted model, not a curated record. NCBI's taxonomy places the organism in Eukaryota, Metazoa, Arthropoda, Insecta, Diptera, Sciaridae.